Molecule: messenger RNA, 4713 nt
Organism: Ctenopharyngodon idella (grass carp)
Lineage: Eukaryota; Metazoa; Chordata; Actinopteri; Cypriniformes; Xenocyprididae
Gene: slc25a25b
Product: solute carrier family 25 member 25b
Exons: 11
Coding region: 607-2139 (510 amino acids)
Biological process (GO): transmembrane transport
Cellular component (GO): mitochondrial inner membrane
Molecular function (GO): calcium ion binding; ATP transmembrane transporter activity
Source: RefSeq, a predicted model, not a curated record
CCAACCUGCAGAAGCUUGUAGACACCAAGAAAUACACGCACUUGAAACAUGGAAUCGCUUUUAAAGUUAGAUUAAUUGUGUGGAUUUCAGCUUCUUUUAGUUAAGUUGUCUUUUUUUCAUGUUUUUGGCUACUGUGCAGUGUGUCAAGGCUUUGGAGUGAAAUCAAUUGAAGAGUGAAUGAUUUCUUUUUUUACCUUCAUCUUUUUGCACUCAGAGAAGAACAUGUUUUAGGAAAGUGUUCUGGACAAUUUGUUUCGGAAAGAUGCUCUAAGUUUGAGAUGGUUUGAAGCGGUUAAUUGGAACUGGUCAUCUACUGCAUUUGAAAGUUUUUACUUGGUUACUGUGGAAAUGCUGUCGGGUAUGCCAGUGAGCUUUGGAAAUUGUGUGGCAGUGUCCUCAUCUGCCCUCAUCCUCCUGGCCUCACUGCCAAAGCAGUUUCUCUCUAUACACACACAUUAUGCACUAAAACGUCUGUAGACUAAAAAUCGAUAGUUCUUACAAAGACCAAGAUACAACCAAAAACUUAUACACCACUACUGGAUGUUGUGAUUGAUUAAAUACACAAACCCAUCAGUUCUCAAGAGUAAACAGACUUGGAGCAUCUUCAUGAAGAUGCUCAAGGAACUGUGGUCGUCCCUUUCCCAGUGGUUUCUGGGAGUAACCGCGUGCGAGGAUGGUACCACAGGGCCACCAAAUGGACUUGAGGAACGAAACGUAGAGGACGUUGCAAUAAAAGAAGGCCAGAAGAAACCAGAUACACAGGCAGAUUCAAUCGGUCAAGUAAAGAGUGCAGUAUCCGCAAGGAAAACUACUGUGCUAAUUAUGGUGGCGCCUCCUAAGGAUCUCCAGCAGAAAAUCGUCAAGGCUGGAGACAAAGACCUGGAUGGUCAGUUGGACUUUGAGGAGUUUGUGCACUACCUUAGGGACCAUGAGAAGAAACUGAGGCUGGUCUUCAAGAGUCUUGACAAAAAGAACGAUGGUCGCAUAGACUCGCAGGAGAUCAUGCAGUCACUAAGAGACCUCGGGGUUCAUAUAUCUGAGGAACAGGCUGAAAAGAUUCUCAAGAGAAUAAGGAGGGGUCAAAUAUGUGCCCCUAUAAUGUAUAUGGACAAAAACGGUACGAUGACGAUUGACUGGAAUGAGUGGAGAGAUUACCACCUGCUUCACCCUGCUGAGAACAUUCCUGAAAUCAUCCUCUACUGGAAACACUCCACGAUAUUUGAUGUAGGGGAAAGUAUGAUUGUCCCUGACGAGUUUACGGCAGAGGAGAAGAAAACGGGCAUGUGGUGGCGACACCUGGUAGCAGGAGGUGGAGCAGGUGCUGUGUCUCGUACCUGUACGGCACCUCUGGAUCGCCUAAAAGUUCUCAUGCAGGUUCACGCGACCCGCAGCAACUCCAUGGGUAUCGCCGGAGGAUUCACCCAAAUGAUCCGUGAGGGUGGAAUUCGGUCACUCUGGCGAGGGAACGGUAUCAACGUUUUGAAGAUUGCACCUGAGUCUGCUAUCAAAUUCAUGGCAUAUGAGCAGAUUAAGCGGCUGAUUGGCAGUAAUCAGGAGACGUUGGGGAUUCUGGAGAGGCUGGUUGCUGGGUCUCUAGCAGGAGCGAUUGCCCAGAGCAGCAUCUACCCCAUGGAGGUUUUAAAGACUCGUCUUGCCCUGGGAAGGACGGGUCAGUACUCUGGUAUCGUGGACUGUGCUAAACAUAUAUUUAAGAAGGAGGGUUUAAAAGCAUUCUACAAGGGUUAUAUUCCUAAUAUGCUGGGUAUCAUCCCUUAUGCUGGAAUAGACCUGGCUGUUUAUGAGACACUAAAGAACUCGUGGCUGCAGAGGUUUGCUACGGACAGUGCCGAUCCGGGUGUGUUUGUGCUGUUGGCCUGUGGUACAAUGUCAAGUACUUGUGGACAGUUAGCGAGCUACCCGUUAGCCUUAGUGAGGACACGUAUGCAGGCUCAAGCUUCUCAGGAAGGCAGCCCUCAGAUGACCAUGACUGGUCUCUUCAGACACAUUGUACGGACAGAGGGUGCAAUUGGACUCUAUAGAGGCUUGGCACCCAACUUUAUGAAGGUCAUCCCUGCUGUUAGCAUCAGCUAUGUGGUUUAUGAGAACCUAAAGAUCACCCUUGGUGUCCAGUCUCGGUGAGGGGAACCAGAAGACUGUUAAAUCCUUAAUGGCUUUUGUUUUCCCUCUUAACUUUUCUUUUGGACCAGUGAAAGAGAUCAUCCAAGAGGGCCAGUUUGCACUCGAAGGGAGGUGUAGGAACACUUGGCCAAGAAAGAGCUGGCAUGAUGGAAAGAAGAAACCUUUGCGUCAAAGACCUGAGGUUUGACUUUGAUCAGUGAAUGGAAGAGUAACUGGAAUAUAUUAGAACAAGGCAAAAAUUUCAAUACUAGCUACAAGUAAAAUGUGAGCACCUCAAAAUGGCAUCUGUACUGGAUCCCAACACUCCCUUAUUUCAUUCCUGAGGUCAUGUAAGGUCACAGGGUUGUGUUUACUAUAUUUUAGUAGGGACUAAGAAUAUGCAAGAUAUGCUUUUUGGAAAGGAAGGACCGGACACCUUGUGGAUUCAAAGAGUCAGAUUUACUAAAGCAUUUAGUAUAUGCAACUUUUCUCUAAGAAAAUAACACUUAAUCCGUUAAUUUAUUAAUUUAAACUGCUCAACUGGAAUUUAAUGUGCUAAAGGCUUUGGCAGAUAUGAUGCUAAUAAUCCUGGUGUAGCCCUUUCAGAUCACUGACUCAUUCUUCCACUGGAUGGCAGUGUUUAGUAAUAAAGGGCUGAAAAACAUGCUUGCAUUUCGCUCACAUAAUUUAUUAUUUGUAUUAUCACAUUAACUGACAUGCCAGUUUUGACAUCUUGAAAAUUACGGAGUGUAACAAGGGAAUUAUUUGAAAUAUGUCUUAUUCAUCAAAUGGUCCAAAUAAUAUUGUUGAGGACUUUACAUUGUUAUUUUUUAAAUGUCGUUUAUUACAUUUUGAUUGAAGGUUACUGUAAAAAGAAGACUCCAUGAAAUUAAGAAUACAUGUGCACACACUCCUAAUGGUGAUUGGCAGCUAAUCGAGUGUUAAGAAGAAAACUUUCAACACUUUGGGUCAUUUUGAGAAUAAAAUGUCCUGGGUUUGAGAAUUCAGCACCAGCUUAAAUGUGGUGGAUUGAGUUCCAUGUUGAGGUUAGACACUGUAUGGUCUUAAAUUGGAAAAAAACAAUUUCAUUUGUUUUUACAUUCAAGCAAUUCUGGUUUAUUCACUGAUAAAUUAUCUUCACAACUGCAGUGUAAAUAUAGUUUCUUACCAGUAUUAGUUUGCAGACAUUUCAAACAUGACUAAAUUACUGAUUUAAACUCACUCUAGUCAAGGAACAUAUUUAAGCACUUUAUUUUAAUAAAAAUAAACCAGACUUGAACUUUUAGGAGGAUUUGUAAUGGAAUGAUAUUCAGUAGUUGUAGUGGUUGUGAUUUAAGUAAAUAUUAUUUUUCAGCAUUUAUGUUUAAUGUUUGUAUCAGGUUGGGAGUAAAAAGUAUUUGUCAAGAAAACACUAAAGAGAUAUAAGUUAGGAUUUCUUUUGAAAAAUGACUCUAAUCUGCAGCAGUCUGCAAAUAUCUUAUAUAUUUGGAUAUGCCAUAUGUCAGGAUAAGGCACCUCGAUGUUUAAAAUUAGCAUUUUUUUUAUUGACAAGGAAAAAAUAAGUUGCCCUUACUUCUAUUGCAUGUGAAGCCCUAAAACCCUCCAGUUCAAUGGGUUGUUUCCCUUUGUAAUUCUACAAAACCUUAGUGUUAAUAUAGUUGCCUUAUUUAUAAAUAAAAUAAAGCUGCUUUUAGACUCUGUGGGAAACGCAAAAAGAUGGUGUUAAUGACUGAAAUAUUUUUCUAAUGAUUUGAUUCUCAGGGAGGAUUUAGUGGUCUCUGAUACUCCCGUGCAGAUAUAAAACUUGUAUGGAUACUGAGUUUGUUCAGGCCUAGGAACAGUUUGCCUUUUUCAAGCUUCAUUACAUGACUUAAAAAUAGCAAAUACCCUUCUGUGUCCCGAUGGUAGUUGAACUGAACUCAGCUGUGGCCCCAUUCCCUUUGAAUCAAUUCAGUCUUUGUAAUGCAUGUAUGUGUGUCUUGUCUAAAAAUGCGCAAAUUGCACCGUAGAGUCUUUACAGGGCUUUAAAAGCUGUAUUGCCUGCCUCAUGAUGGAUGCAGCUUUUUGUUUUUUGUUUGUUUUGCAUUUUGCACCUUUUUUUUCACUGUUUCUCACAGGAGAAAUCUUUGGACUCCUCUGAACCUGUGGGCUAGGCUCAUUUGUGUGGUUGUCCUGAGACUAAAGGCUUUAGAUUUGUGUUUGUGGCAUUCAACACAAUCAAAGAGUGUCACUCCGAGACUGCCUGUAAUCUAUUGCCUUACUGUUCGGCUGUUUGGUAGCCGUGUUAUGGCUUCUGUGAGUGUAAAUGCACAGUGUUUGCCAUGUAUAUCAAAAGUAACUGUUGCUGGGGUCCCCUGAGUAUCAUAAACUUACUCGCUAAUGAAAUAUCCAAAUAUUUGUACUGCAAAACAUAUCUAGAUGUGAUGACACAUCUUUGAAGUUUUAGUUGAUGUUGAAAUGUGCAAAUCAAUGCAAGAAUGUUUACAGGACAAUAAAGGAAAAUAAACUGUCCUCUAUACAAUGCAGAAACUGAAUGUAGAGCGGAAAUAUUUAUGUUUGUACAAUUACUGAUAAUUAAAGUUCUUCUUGAUUCUG